Molecule: messenger RNA, 1388 nt
Organism: Daucus carota subsp. sativus
Lineage: Eukaryota; Viridiplantae; Streptophyta; Magnoliopsida; Apiales; Apiaceae
Product: protein DJ-1 homolog D-like
Exons: 5
Coding region: 92-1099 (335 amino acids)
Source: RefSeq, a predicted model, not a curated record
AUUUACAGUACUUAUGAUAAUAGUAAUAUAUGUGUAUCUGUUUGACCCCAGUUGAACUUAGAUCUUCAGUUGAGUGAGUGAAGCUCAAGCAAUGGCGAACUCCAAAUCUCAGAAGAAGAGUGUUCUUCUUCUAUGCGGCGAUUACAUGGAAGAUUUUGAAGCGAUGGUUCCAUUUCAAGCUUUGCAAGCUUAUGGUAUAUCAGUUGACGCUGUUUGUCCUGGCAAGAAAACCGGUGACACUUGUCGUACCGCUAUUCAUCAAAAUUCUGAGUAUCAGAACUACUCUGAGUCAAGAGGCCACAACUUUGUUUUAAAUGCAAAUUUUGACGAGAUUGAAGCCAGCAAGUAUGAUGGAAUAGUGAUACCAGGAGGACGUGCUCCAGAAUAUCUUGCGAUAGAUAAAUCUGUGCAAGAGUUGGUGAAAUCUUUUUCCAAUUCUGGAAAGCCGAUUGCCACUGUUUGCCAUGGGCAGUUGAUUUUAGCAGCGGCAGAUAUACUUAAAGGCCGAAAAUGCACUGCGUAUCCUGCUUUGAAGCCGGUACUCAUCUCCGCAGGUGCUCACUGGAUUGAAGCAGAUACUUUGGCUAGAUGCCAUGUUGAUGGCAAUCUCAUUACAGCUGCUACAUAUAUGGGGCAUCCAGAGUACAUCAACCAUUUUAUCAAGGCACUGGGAGGCACUAUAACUGGCUCAGAUAAAAGGAUUUUGUUCCUCUGUGGGGAUUACAUGGAAGACUACGAAGUAGUAGUUCCUUUUCAGGCCCUUCAAGCUAUUGACUGCCAUGUAGAUGCAAUCUGUCCAAAGAAGAAGGCAGGUGAUAUAUGCGCGACAGCUGUUCAUGAUUUUGAGGGGGACCAAACUUAUAGUGAGAAACCUGGUCACCUUUUUACAUUAACAGCCAGUUUUGAAGGUCUAGAUGCUUCAAGCUAUGAUGCUCUUGUCAUUCCUGGAGGCCGAGCACCAGAAUACUUAGCUUUGGACGAGAGUGUCCUCAAACUAGUAAGAGAAUUUAUGGAAGCUGGAAAGCCAGUAGCAUCCAUCUGCCAUGGGCAACAAGUUUUGUCAGCUGCAGGUGUUCUCAAGAUAAGCUCAGAGAUGUAAUUGUAUGGACACCAAAACCUAGUCCUCCUACAUGUUUCUACAAGAGGAAAUUGAAAUUGGGUGAAGAAAAUUUCUAGAGGCUACUAAAUUUUUUAUCAGUUUGAGUCCUUCAGUGCAAAAAUCUGAUAUAUAUGCUUUUGAAGGCAGUGGCAGAAUAUGGAAAAUGUCAAUGUUAAUUUGUAAUUUUUUUUUCGAAAUUCUAUGUAAUUUAUUGAUGAGAAAGUUUUAACGCACGUAAAUAUUAGUCCCAUAUAUAUUUUGUAUAUUUUAUGUAUUAGUCUUGAAACAA